Messenger RNA from Zootoca vivipara (common lizard), 3681 nucleotides. Lineage: Eukaryota; Metazoa; Chordata; Lepidosauria; Squamata; Lacertidae. The record is from RefSeq and is a predicted model, not a curated record.
CACAAGGGCCCUGCGCUCCAGAAGCAAAACUAGCGCGCUUGAUUCGGAAUAAAGCGGGGGGGGGGGCUGAACCAAGGGGUGCCGUUAAGAAAAAACACUGGGAGGGAUUUUUUUGGUGUGUGUGAGAUCUUAGCCCAAAGUUGCUAAGAAGCUGGCAGGAAAUAAACAAGGACCCGAAAGAAAGGUGGCUUUUGCCAACGAAAGCAAAACAGCAGCGCAGAGCUCAGUCUCCAAGGCUGGACAGUUGUCGCGGGAGGUGAGUGAGCGAGCUCCGCUUUGCAGGCGACGAGGCGGCCCGGGCAUCCUGGUCUUCCCCGCCUGCUUGCUCCCUUCCAGCACCGGCCAGCACUUCGGCCGGCGAUGGCUUCCGAGAGGAAAGCGAGCGGCGACGAGUGCUUCCAAGAUGGCACCUGCGACGUGUGCGAGCCCGACGAGGCGCAGAGGGCCGUGCAGGCCUGCGAGGACUGCGGCUUCUCCUUCUGCGGGCCUCACGCCCAGGAGCACAACCGCAAGUACGGCGCCCACCGGACGGCUUGCGUGGCCGCUGCGGAGCCACCGGGCGGGGAGGCCGCGGAGCCGGAGCGGGUCCCCGGAGUCGGAGAAGGGGAGCGCAAGACGGAGCGCAGGAAGUGCGAGGAGCACGGCGAAGACCUCAGCUUGUACUGCAAGGAGCACGAGAAGAUCAUCUGCGUGCUGUGCGCCGUGUCGGGCUCCCACCGGCAGCAUGAGAUCAUCACACUCAACGACGCCUACGAAGCCGCCCGGAACCGAGAGCAUGUGGACCUGAAGGUGGCCAUGCUAGAUAUGGUGGAAAGGUUAAAGUUCAAGUGCGCAGACCCCAAAGUGACACAAGGUGCCAUGAAGCUGUGCAUUCAGCAAGAGUUCGACAAAGUACGGUGCCUGGUUUGUGAAGAGGAGCACAGAGCUCUCCACUUGGUGGAUCUCCAAGAAGCACUGGCCACUGCUCACACGACAGAAGUUCUGGCAGAAAUCGAUGUCCGCAUGGAAAAAUUGAUGACUGAAAUGGCAGAGCUCACAAGGCAGCUGAACACCUUUAAUGAGCUAGCCAUGCUCAAGCCUGAGAGCACAGAUGAAGAAAACAGGAGGGGAAACGUGCUCUAAUAAGACAAGGCAAGCUUGGCAUUCCUAAUGCACAUUCUAGAUCGCCAGCCGAAUGAAUGCUCAGGUAAGUACUGCGCAUGCCCAUCAUUUCCAAUAAGCAUAGGCUGUUCUGCAUUGUUCUCGGGGAACAAUUUUGACUUUGUGGGAGUUUGGAAGUGUCCAUUCACAAAGAGAGAAAAGGGAAAUGGAUUAAGUCAACAGGAUGAUGACAUGCAGAAAUAGAACACAAAUUUUUGUGCAUUUCUGUUGGCUGCAGACAUGUUGACGCUGUUUUAACACUGAUAUUAAGAGUACUCAAGGUAAUUGGUAUGGAAUUUUCCAGGCUGAGUUGUUCAACUGAAUUUAUUGGUGUCUAAGUAGCUUGUUUUAUGUUGCUCUUCCAUCUCACUGCAGACCUUGCAAUUUUAAUGUAUCUACGUUGAGUAGUUCAUGGUGCUUUGAAGUGGUACAUCCGAAAGAAAUAUCAAUAGUAAGACAGCUUCUCUUGAAAGUAAGGGGAAAGGUGGCAUUGCAUCUUGUAAUUUUCUGGUUAUUGCAGUAUGGAGUGGGCCAGAGUUGGCUGCAGAACUGGCCAUAGCCUUUGUGUAUGAUAUUUUCCCUAAUCUGCAAGGAGUGGGUUUGGUGUGAAAUGAAUGGAGUUCUCCACUAUGUGCAUUUUUCUUGAAGCUGUCAAUCAGUGAAAAUCAUAUCCACUGUCCCCUUAGAAGGUCAAAAACCAUUUUGGGAUUCAGGAAGGGUAGCCUCGGAUAUAGUUAGGAGACGGUUUGCUAAGAUCCUUGCAAGGAUUUUGCCGGCGGCAGCUAAUAAAGAGAUGCCUCGAUAGUUUCUGCAAUCCGUUCUAUCACCUUUUUUUAAAAAAAGAGAUUGAUAAUUUUGGCAUCCCCAAAGUCUGCUGGGAUCUCCUCUCCCAGAUUUUUUCAUUGAGCUUGUGAAGUUUUUGUGCAAGUUCAGUUCUGCCGACUUUGAAGACUUUGGCGGGUAUCCCAUCAGGUCCACUGGUUUUGUUGUUUUCCAUUUGGUAAAUCACAACUCUCCCAGAUUUGGAGAUACUACAAGCUCAUCUCUAGUUUGUUGUUGCAGAAAUUGUGAGAGGAACUCAGCAGCUACAGGGGAGUUGUGGUUAAGAAGAUGCUGGUAAUGUUCUUUUCAGUGCAAUGCAAUAGCUUUUUUAUCUUUUAGAAGUGUGGUACCCUCUAUUGAGCACAGGGGGCAUAUGCCAUAAUUUACUGGUACUGUAUUGGCCGAUAGAUUGUUUUUGUGGCUUUAAAGAAACUCUGUGCAUCACGAGUGUCGGGUAAGUGCUGGAUCUCUUGAGCUUUUUUUUAAUCCACCAGGUCUAUCUCUUUGCCCAAGACUUUCUUUUUCUUGUCAAUAAAUGCUUUCAAACUCACUGUCAUUCUCAUCAAACCAGUCCUGGUGUUUCUUGGUUUGGUAUCCAAUAGUUUCUUCACAGGCUGGAUACCCAGAAUGAGGUAGUUGUGCUGCCUCCCUUGUGGGAUUAUCGCCUCAUGGAGACUUGCCUGGCACCUAGGAUAAUGUCUUCAAUUUCCGAGGCUUUCACCCUCUGUCUUCCCAAUAUCCCCACCCCAGUGUGGUUGCUUAUUAUGGGCCUGCUGUUUGCAGUCUUCUUGUUAGUUAUUGUAAUCUGACCGGGACAUUUUGAAUCGAAGUAUAGAAUGUUUUUAAACAAAAACCGUCUUGUAUCCACUGCUGUUGCUCUGGGAAGUCUCCGCAGCAAGUCUAUUUUCAUUGAUGGCAGCUUUUUGAGAGCUCUCCCUAAUAAGAGUAGCCUGGAUUAUAUUUUCACGCUUGCAUUUGUAUUGGAAAAAUAACUUCCUUAUGCAUGCCAUAUUUUCUUUCUGAUGUCAUUUCUGUUCCAAAGGAUCAGACUUUUCCUCAGUUCCUUUAUUUCAUAUUGAAAUUCUUCAUCGUGCUUUAUCUGAACAUUGCCCCCCUCGGGGGGGGGGGGGACCAAGCUCCUAAACUUUCCACCCAUCCUAAUUUGUUAUCUUCUCUCUUGAUGCAAAGGAUGCUUGUGUAUCCAUUCUUAAUGGCGUAGUUUUUUUUCUUAAAUCCUGUCUAAUGCCAAGUCCUUCUGCUUUUUCCAUUUUGCCCUUUCCUUUCUGUAGCUGUCUUCCAUAUGCUGACUUACUCUAUAGACUGCAGCGGUGACUUCUCUGCUGCAUCUUGCUUAUCUAUUCUUAUUAUAUUUGUCAUAUUUAUGUCCUAUGUCAAAAUCAUGCAAACCCUGACUCUUUACUAAGGCAGCGACCUUCAGAUUUCCUACACCCAAGGAAUCCUGUCUGCUCAGGAAUGCCUGCCAAUGAACUCAAAUGCAUCACAUAUGGUUCUGGGGCAUUGAUUUUCACACUUUUUGCUCUCCACGAGCCUGUUCCACGUCGAUUUAGCUGCCAAAAGACCUUUAUGGGACAGCUGAAAAUUUCUUUUUUUGUGAAUCAGCAUUGGGCACUGCUAGGCUUUGCUGUUGCCCUACAGAUUGUGUGCUGCAAAUGUGUUCAAUGCUCUCUUGCAACUUUAUGCUGCAGGGGGCAAUUAGUA